AUGCCGCCAUCACAGCUGGGCGGCGCCUCGCAGCAGUCGCAGCCAUCUUCCCAACAAUCCUUCUCCAUGAGUCAAUCCUCACAGUCUGUCUACAGACAGUACACCGAUCCGCCCAAUCGGCUACACAAUGAUCAUGCCGUACCUACCAUCUACUCUGCCACAUACUCAGGAGUCGGCGUCUACGAAAUGGAGGUCAACAAUGUCGCCGUCAUGCGCCGACAAAAAGACGGCUGGGUCAAUGCCACACAGAUCCUCAAGGUCGCAAAUAUUGACAAGGGCCGACGUACCAAGAUCCUCGAAAAGGAAAUCCAAAUCGGUGAACAUGAAAAGGUCCAGGGCGGUUAUGGCAAAUACCAGGGAACAUGGAUCCCAUUCGAGCGAGGCCUCGAAGUCUGCCGCCAAUACGGCGUUGAGGAGCUGCUGUCCAAACUCCUGACACACAACAGGGGACAGGAAGGCGAGACAGGAAACGUCGACACCCCCACCAAGGAACAGGCCAUGGCCGCACAGAGGAAGCGCAUGUACAACGCCAGCUCGCAAGAGAAUCGCGGUAUUGGCGCCACCGGCACCUUCUUCAAGAACAUCUCCUCCACGGCAUCAACCGCAGUGGCUGCCAUCAGCAAGGCUCGCUUUGAUUCCCCUGCGCCUCGAAACCGCAGCGGUCCGAGUCGGGCUCCCAGCUUCAACCGCCAGUCCUCGAUGCAGGACGUGGCUGAUUUCCCCAACUCCCAACAAAGCCUUGUUUCGACCGAAUACGCAACACAGACACAGAACGGCGACUCGGGCUUCGGGUCUCAAAAUACCCAACCCCUAACUGGUGACGGCCUCGAACAACCCCCUAGGAAGCGGCAAAGGGUUCUCACUCCCGCUGCAAGUUUUAGCGGCCAAACUCCGGCUUACCAGCCUCUCGAUUCCCAUAAUGCUGGAAACGUUGGUAACGGAGACACAGGCUCUCCUACCGAGCCCAACAAUUCCUUCGUCUACGAACAGGCUACUGUCAAUGAUGGCGAGGCCUCGUAUGCCCGUGGUCCAUUGCGGCCGUUGCCCUAUGACAACAGCGCCGAUGCGGAUGCCAAGCGGAACAUGCUGAUGGGUCUCUUCAUGGAUGUCAAUGGCCCUGACGAGGCGAUACAGGCUGUACUUUGCAAUGUGCCUCCACAGGAGCUGGACACCCCCAUCGACACCCAGAGUCACACGGCCCUUCAUUGGGCUGCUACCCUUUCCCGGAUGCCGCUUUUGCGAGCACUCAUCAACGCAGGAGCAAACCCGCGGCGUGUAAAUGCCUGUGGAGAGACUGCCCUUAUGCGUGCCUGCACCGUCACCAACUCUAUGGAGAACAACACUUUCCCUGAGCUUCUCGAUCUCCUUGGUUGCACUCUUGACGUGACAGACGACAAGGGCCGCACCGUUCUGCAUCACAUUGCCGUCACCAGUGCGGUCAAGGGCCGCCAUUAUGCCAGUCGAUACUACCUCGAGAGCCUUCUGGAAUGGGUCGUCCGACAAGGCAGUGCUCCAAAUAGCCAGGAGAACGGUGUCGGUGACAAGAAAGGACGCCGAAUGGGUAUUGGCCGGUUUAUGAGCGAGAUCGUCAACGCUCAGGAUAACAGUGGCGAUACGGCGCUCAACGUUGCUGCCCGCGUCGGGAACCGGAGCAUCAUUUCCCAGCUCCUCGAAGUGGGCGCAGAUCCCACAAUUCCCAACCGAGCCAAUUUGAAGCCGCUCGAUUUUGGAAUUGGUAUUGCCGACGCCGAAACCAACGGUGAUCAAACCGGAGAGAAAAACCCCGCCACAGCUGGCAGUGGGCAUAAGAGUCGCGAAACCAGUGAUGAGCUCGUCAACUCCAUCACUCACCUCAUUGGCGAAUCCACUUCCAUCUUUCAAAACGAGCUUAAGAAGAAACAAGAGUCGAUCGACACCCUCCACUCCCAACUCCGCAUCACUUCCUCGCAAGUCGGCGACGCCCGCCGCACCCUCGAGUCCCUACAGGAGAAGCUCAAAGCCCAGCAACUCGCCAAGCAAAAGAUUAUCAACUUCAACCGGGCAUCCGAAGAAGAAGAGCAGAUCCUCAUCGAACUCGAGCAGCGGCACGGCCGGCUGGACGUCGCUUCCGCCAAUGCCUGGGAGAUGGAACUCGAGUCGGCGUUGGAGAUCGUCAAGACACAGUCACCCAAAGGAUUGGACCCGGCCAGCCGACCUAGUCUACCGAGUGCGGCUGUCCUAAAGGCAAGAAUCAAGGCUCUACGGGCGAGGUCGAGCAAAACGCGACAGGCUGUGGCAACGUUGCAGGCGCAAAGCAAGGAGAAGGAGCUCAAGUACCGGCGACUGGUAAGCCUUUGCACCAGAAGGCCCGAGAUCGAAGUUGAGGCCCUACUGGAUACGCUGAUGAGGGCGGUUGAGAGUGAAAAGCCCGAGUUGGAGAUUGCGAGGGUCAGAAGAUUCUUGGGUGGCGUGGAGGGCGUCGCAUUUCAACCUUGUGCUAACUUUGAACCAGUGGACGGCAACUGGUAUUGUCGUUUUUUUGAAGAAUGCUUCUUCAAAGCAUCCAAGCAUGACGUGUAUAUCCAUCUGAAAGAUGUGCAUAAGUUCCUCGGUUGCCCCGAGACUGCUUGCGAAUUCGCGGCAUCCAACAAAACGGCGAUCUUGGAUCAUUUGACACAUCAUCACUCGGCAAAAGUGAAAUGUCGGGGCAGCCGAUGCACGUUUACGGGAUCAGGGGCUCACGUGAGACGCCAUCUAAAAGAUGUGCACGAGCACCUACUCGAGUGCCCCGAAGCUGACUGCGGAAAUCAAUUCGUCGGGUCCAACAAAGAGUCGAUUAAACAGCAUUUGAAAUAUGCUCACAGGGAAAAAACACUGUGUAAGGUUGAAAAUUGUUGGUUUGCAGGACAAAAAGAUGGCAUGAAUCGCCAUCUAGUCGAUGCGCACAAGUACCGCGAGUGCACCGAAACUGGUUGCAAAUCCGUGCUAGCCAGCAUUGAAUCGCUUUGUAAUCAUCGGCAAUAUACUCACACAGAAAAAAUAAAGUGCCCUUUUGAAGGUUGCAACUGGGUGGGAUCACAGAAGACAUUUUCUCGAGCACAUAAAGACCAGCACUUGGGGACGCGAAAAUGCACCGUUCCUGAUUGCAGCUACACAGGGAUCCUAGCCAACCUCACUCGACAUAUGCGGGGGAAACACAAAAUGACCAAUUCUACACUGGGAAUCGCGAAGAGCUGCGAGGUGGUUGAGCAAGCCGACGAUAUUGGAGCUUCAAAAGGGGCCGUCUCGGAUGGUUUAGACAUGCAGGAUGCUGCGGACAUAUCCAUCCGGGGUGGUGGUGGCUGGGAAGAUAACUCUGAAGAGGACAUUCAUUCGCACUCUGAUCAGGGCAGGUCUCCGGAAUCGAGCACGUGUUCGAGUCCAGAUUGCUGCUCUUGGGAAAGAACGCACCCCUUGCGACAUCUUAACAGGCCAUAUACACAUUCUUCCGACUUGCUCGACAGCGACACGUCGUUUGAGGGAGCGAACUCUGGCGUUGAGCAGGACAUAAUCUGGAUUCAUGAAGUGACAAGACGUUUCGCCGGGGAUGUGGAGGAUGCGGAUGAUGAUAAUGCGCAGUACGCUGGUAUGUGCCUACGAGGAGGUUCUGGUUCUGGAACCGGCGGCAACAUGCAAGAGUGUCCAGUCUGCAUGACGCAAAUCACGCUGGUCGACCAUAGGAGUUUCGGGUCUCACAUGCUAUGGCAUCACCCGCAAUAUGCAGAGGCUGAGUUGGGCAUGCGCGUCGACUGGGAAGAUUGUCCUCUCCUAGGAUGUGGCCACAGCACGCAUUCUGCAUUCAUGCACCACCACCUGGAGUUGCACGUGGGCAAAGAGAUAGGGCAAAGACGUGAAAUUGCUAUGCGGGCACUUGCCCUCCGUAACCAGCAAAAACUGACCACGCCAGAACCAGAACCUCUACAAGGCAACGAAGCCGCCCGUCGUCAGAUGAACGGCCAGCGGCUUCUUCGACCUAAAAUGGAGGGUUUUGGGAUUUCUGGGAAUCCAGCCGCGGGUCCCAGUCGACAGCAACCUAACCAGCCUACUACUUAUGGCAACGGGCAACCGGGACACAUGUUACGAAAUGGUCAAUCCUCCCAAGGUCCUCAAGGCUUGCAACCUUGGGUCAACCCUCAGGCACAGGCUCCAGCUUUCGUCUUUGGCCAGGCCCCAACUCAAGCCUUUCAUCAGGCUCUAGCUCCGCAGCAGGCCUUCUCCUCGCUCCCAGCUGCAGGUGCCUUGUUUCCUCAUAACCCUUACCCUAAGGAUUGGACUGUUGAACAGGUGCAGGCUUGCGCUGCGGCAGAGGCUCGGGCUAGAGCUCAGGUUCUGGCUGAGCACAACCACCCUCUAGGCAACAUUCCGGCUCACGAUCCGCAAUGGGCUGCGAAUGCGAAUACGGAAAUCACCAAGCUCCAUGUUCAGGCUCAGGCAGAAGCUCUGGCUUGGGCCGCCAACCCGGCUCAGGAGUUGGCUGAGGCCGAAGAACUGGCUCUGAAUCCUGCCGGGCAGUCGGUUCUGCGUUCCGCUCAGGUUGUCGCUCGGCAAAUCAACCCGGGCUUGGGUUUCACCCAGACUGUCAACCCGGCUCGCGGUCAGCCUCGAUAUGAGGCUUACAACCAAGCCCGAAGAACGCUGACUCAGACUGAGAAUGUGGCUCUGGCUAAGGCUGCAUUUCACCAGACUUUCAACCAGGUCCGAGGAGCAGCAGCUUCGGCUCAGACUCCUCACCAUCAACAUCCCGGUCAGGCUCAGCAUCAACCUCAAGUUCCUGCUCAGUAUCAACGCCAGACUCAGAGUCUUACCAUGCAUCAGGCUCUGCAAGUGUCUCAGACUCAAGCCCGCAAAGCGGCACAAGCUCAAGCUCAAGCUCAAGCUCAACUUCAGGCCCCGUACCAAUUUCAGAAUCCGUAUCAGCCCCAAGCUUCGUAUCAACCCCAGGGCCCGUACCAACCUCAGGCCUCGUAUCAACCUCAGGCCUCGUAUCAACCUCAAGUUCCCUACCAACCUCCGGCUCCGACUCGGCCUCAGGAAAGGAUUGAACUCCAGGGCCCGAUUAAAUGGGUGUAUGGGCGUAAUGGGGGUCAGCCUCGCCAUCAGCUUCGACCUGAGAAUCAGCCUCAGCUUCACAACCCGCUCCAAGCUCAGACUGGAGGUCAGGCUGAAAGUCAUGCUCAAAGUCAGCAUCAGCUUCAGGCUCAAAGUCAGGCUCAGUCUCAGGCUCAGCCUCAGCUUCACAACCAACUCCAAGCUCAGACUGAAGGUCAGGCUUCAAGUCAGGCUCAGGCUCGCAGUCAGGCCCAGGCUCAGGCUCAGUAUCAGCCUCAGUAUCAGCCUCAGGCACAGGCACAGGCUCAGGCUUUUGUGGAUGCGAAUGGCAUCAAUGGGGAUGCAAACGGCUGGGAUCCAGCGAACGAUUCAGGGGCGGAUUCUCAGACACUUGUUGGGGAUGAGGAUGAAGGUCACCACGACAACAACAACAACAACAACAACGGCUACAACAGUGAUGCACCAACGGUUGUUGCCCACGACGGCGGCGGCUACAACAUUGACGCUGCUGCAUCAACAUCAACGGUUACCGCUACCUUCGACAACAACGAAGGCAUGGCUUUAUUUGACUAG
Molecule: messenger RNA, 5640 nt
Organism: Sordaria macrospora k-hell
Lineage: Eukaryota; Fungi; Ascomycota; Sordariomycetes; Sordariales; Sordariaceae
Source: RefSeq, a predicted model, not a curated record